Molecule: messenger RNA, 323 nt
Organism: Austrofundulus limnaeus
Lineage: Eukaryota; Metazoa; Chordata; Actinopteri; Cyprinodontiformes; Rivulidae
Product: death-associated protein kinase 2
Exons: 2
Coding region: 42-272 (76 amino acids)
Source: RefSeq, a predicted model, not a curated record
UCAUCCUUCUGUGCCUGCAGCCYCUGAACUCCCGGCAGGCCAUGGUGAAGAGGCUGUCGGUGGUCAACCUGCAGAACUUUAGGAGGCAGUACGCCAGGCGCAGGUGGAAGCUGUCGUUCAGGAUCGUGGCUUUGUGCAACCAUUUAACCAGAAUCAUGAAGAAGAACCAGAAGCUGGGUGAAGACAACGGGGUAAGAGGGCACUCGCUCAGGGAUCAUUUGGUGAAAUCUGCAUCUAGCCUGAUUGCUGCAUCUUUGCUUCAUUUGAUAUAAACCAGGGAUGGGCAACUUAAAGAAUGAAGGGGUCUGCAAUUUUUUGUUGAC